AUAACCUCACGGGACAAAUUCCACCAUCUGUUGGUAAUCUAACCAAUCUAAGUUGGCUGGAUCUGUCAGACAACCAGCUAGGGGGAUCACUUCCAGUGUCAGAUGGAACUACACCAGGCCUUGACAAGUUGGUCAAAACCCUACACUUUCAUUUGGGACAGAAUAAACUUUCAGGCGAAAUCCCAGAGCAAAUUUUCAGCUCCAACAUGGCUCUGAUACAUCUGUUAUUGGACGGCAAUGAACUCACUGGCCCUAUCCCUUCAACCCUUGGACUUGUGCAAGCUUUGCUGGUGGUACGUCUUCAUAACAAUUCCUUAAUUGGGAAUGUUCCAUCAAAUCUCAACAAUCUCACAAAUCUUACUGAUUUGUAUUUGUCUAACAAUAAACUGAGUGGCACAUUACCCAACCUCACUGGCAUGAGCAGUCUCCAAACCUUGGACUUGAGUAAUAAUGGGUUCAAUCCCUCUGUGAUUCCUGCAUGGGUUUCUUCUUCGUCGUCCUUAAAAACGUUGUAUUUGUCUAACAAUACUCUGAGCGGUACUUUACCCAACCUUACUGGCAUGAGCAGUCUCCAAACCUUGGACUUGAGUAAAAAUAGCUUCGAUUCCUCUGCGAUUCCUAGAUGGGUUUCAUCUUUGUCGUCCUUAACAACAUUGAGGAUGGAAAGCACUCAACUUCAAGGUCAGGUUCCCACGGAACUCUUCAGCCUUCCAAAUUUGCAGACUAUAGAACUAAAAGACAACCAGUUAAAUGGCACUUUGUCUAUAGGCACAAAAUUUAACCGGCUGUGGCUCGUAGAUUUGCAGAAUAAUGAUAUUGAUGGGUUCAAUGAAAAAAGAGAACACAAAAUUGAGAUAAAACUUUUCGGUAAUCCCAUUUGUCAUGAGACAGGAAUAACAGAGACUUACUGUGCACUCCCACAAUCAAAUUCCACACCCUUGUUUACUACCCCUCGCUCCAACUGCCCGCCUCGUACAUGCAGUUCAGACCAGGUUUAUAGCCCCACAUGCAUGUGUGCACAUCCAUAUACAGGAACUCUAUUUUUUAGAGUAAUUUUCUUCUCAGACUUGGGGAACCAAACCACAUAUAAGGCUCUGCAGGAUUCUUUGAUGCAUUUCUUCGAGUCCAAUAAAUUUCCGGUUGAUUCAGUUUCACUAAGUAAUCCAAGAAUGGAUUCUUCUAAAUUUCUUCGAUUGGACCUUAAUGUCUUUCCAUACGGCCAAACUAGUUUCAAUCGAACAGGAAUUUCUAUGAUUGCAUUUGCAUUUAGCAACGUGACUUAUUUCCCGCUACCAGAUACUCUUUGGGGAUCUUAUUUUUUCAAUGGUGAUGUUUACAACUACUUUUCAGAUGAACCAAAGAACUCCAAAAAAUCAACUAUUGGCAUCAUUAUUGGAGCAGCUGGUGGUGGCUCUGUACUUCUGCUACUUUCACUGCUUGUUGGGAUUUAUGCUGUUCAUCAAAAGAAGAAGGCAGAAAGAGCAAGUAUAGAGAGCAACCCUUUUGUGGGUUUGACAGUUCAAAGCGAUGAGAUUUGGGAUUAAUUUGGAUGAGAAGAAUUUUUGUUGCUUUGGUUCUUGGGAAGUUGAAGGAAAAUUGGAGUAAGAAAUCCCAGUAGAAUUU
Rubroshorea leprosula is the source of this 1623-nucleotide messenger RNA. NCBI's taxonomy places the organism in Eukaryota, Viridiplantae, Streptophyta, Magnoliopsida, Malvales, Dipterocarpaceae. The record is from the annotation of a GenBank genome assembly.